AUGGGCUUCUGGGGAGAACGACUGUUCCAAAAUGACCGUGACCUUGAUCUUGUCUGCAUUCUCUCCGAACACCUCGGCGUCGACGACAUAUACAUGCCUGAUGACCCCGAGAAGCUACGCGACGAGCUAGACAGCGGCAAGCUUGAAGCCGAGUUUGUCAAACUGCGUGACGGUGCCUACGCCUCGGAUGAAAACCUGGAAUUCUUCGGCGUCAAGACCGCCGUUGUUGUCCUGGCUGCCAGCGUCAUGCGUCACGGCGCCACCAUCUCGGACGACUUCCGCCAGCACGUCAGGAAGUGCCUCAACUCUCGCCUUCAGAUGUACCAGCAGGCCAAGGACGACAUGGCUGCUGCUAUCGACGUCUAUCGCAACGGGACCCCGCUCGAUAUCGCCGGCAUGGGUCUGUUUGAGCUGGCGAACAGCGACGAACGCCCUCAGGGAGGCGGACUCAACUUGUUGUCCCCUCAGAUGUUCAACGUCUGCGAGACGGUUGAGGAUGAGUGCAACACGUGUGGCAAGCAGAACGAUGCGCUGCUGCACUGUGGCCGAUGCCGCAAGGCUCGUUACUGCAACGCCGAGUGCCAGAAGAAGGCCUGGAAGAUGCACAAGCCCGCGUGCGCACCUGCUGCUUAG
Molecule: messenger RNA, 633 nt
Organism: Diplodia corticola
Lineage: Eukaryota; Fungi; Ascomycota; Dothideomycetes; Botryosphaeriales; Botryosphaeriaceae
Product: n-lysine methyltransferase smyd2
Exons: 1
Coding region: 1-633 (210 amino acids)
Source: RefSeq, a predicted model, not a curated record